This is a messenger RNA of Cimex lectularius (bed bug), 1635 nucleotides long. RefSeq names its product ketosamine-3-kinase-like. Bases 276 to 1229 code for a protein of 317 amino acids. Lineage: Eukaryota; Metazoa; Arthropoda; Insecta; Hemiptera; Cimicidae. The record is from RefSeq and is a predicted model, not a curated record. The transcript is spliced from 6 exons.
UGGAUUUCAGCUGAAAAAAUACUGGUGUAUUUGUCCGAGGGCUUUGAAUAUUUGGUUCUACUCCUUCCCCCGAAAAUGACGUUUAAGUUUACAUGACGUUACCUGAUUGAGUUCUCUUGGAAAGUGGAAUCGAAGGCCAAAAGAGGGAGGUAGGCUAGCGGUUCUAUAUACAAAAGUCCAUUGUUUUUUCUGUCAAACUUGACAUUAAUUUUAAAAAAGUUAAAAGUCAUCUCGCAUCAAAGAUUCUAUUCGAUUCGUACAAUUAAAAAGGAAAUAUGCAAUCGCACUCGCCGUGCCCGAUGGCCCAGCAGUACAUGCAGAUGGAAACGCUCCUCAAGAAUGCCCUGGACACAACGACCCUACAGAUCACGGGACAGAGCGGAGGAGGCUGCAUCAAUCAGGGCGAGGCGUACAUCACAGACAAUGGCACUGUAUUUGUCAAGAGUAACGGUAAACCUCAGGCAAGGCUGAUGUUUGAUGGAGAAAUGGAGGGUUUGAGAGCCCUGGCUGCAACCAACAUUGUCACAGUUCCAAAGCCAAUAAUUGUAUUGGACAAUCCAGAAGGAGGGGCCUGUCUAGUCAUGGAGUUCAUCGAGAUGAAAGGUCUCAGAAGUCUUUCAUCCAGGCUUGGCGAGGAUUUGGCAAAGAUGCACAUGCAGAACGUUUUAUUAGAGAGUCGGUCAAACCGGAUCACCGACAAACCGCAGGCUGAUUAUGUAGCUCAGUUCGGCUUCCACACAACCACUUGUUGUGGCUACAUUCCCCAAGAAAAUGAAUGGAACGAAGAUUGGGUGAAUUUUUUCUCUCAAAACCGGUUGGAUUACCAAUUUAGGCUGCUAGAAAAAGAAAAAGGUGACAGGGAAGCUAUAGAGAUGUGGUCAAGACUUCAGAUCAUAGUACCAAAAUUUUUCAAAGAUCAGAAAAUUAGACCUUCUCUAUUACAUGGUGACUUGUGGAGUGGAAAUGUUGCUCAAACAAAACGCCAUCCUGUCAUGUUUGAUCCUGCUGCAUUUUAUGGGCAUCAUGAAUACGACCUAGCCAUAUCGGGCAUGUUUGGAACAUUUUCAAAGGGAUUCUAUGACGCCUAUCAUAAAAUAAUACCAAAAACACCAGGAUUUGAAGGAAGGCAGAGGCUGUAUACUCUUUUUCAUUAUCUCAACGGCUGGAAUCAUUUUGGUGAUGGAUACAAGAGGUCUGCCAUGGCAGUAAUGCAGAGCCUGUUGAAAUGAUGCAGUACUUUCAAAUCAUUGCCGGAUGUGUGGUAACAUCGGCAGCGAUUAAAUUGAAAACAGACUAAAAUAAAUAAUAAGGCGCAACAGGCUAAUAUUAAAAAAUAGUUUAAGAAAGAAAAUCACUUCAAUUGGAAUUUAACAAAGUGUUGAACAAGUCUCAAUUCUCAAUUACUUUGUUUAGCUUUGGUGCGAUAAUUCAAGAUUCACCUAUAUUUGAAAACAGAUGAGCUUGUGCUGAUUUUGACAGAUCAAUACAUUUAUGUCAAGUUAAGUGGCACUAUGAUUCUUAAUAUAAACAUGGAGUAACUAAUUUUGAUGGUGCAUCUCAUUUGCUCAGUUUAAUUUUUAUAUUACUUAUAUUUUUUUAUAUAUAUAUUUUUUUUUAAGUGUCAAGAUGCACUAU